GGACAUGGGAAACUCUCGGCGGCCUCGGCUCCAGCGCACGGCGAUCGACCACCUCACCCGCACAGCGGACGAGCCGCGCCAAGAGGUCGUCUCGGACGCUCGCAUCACGGCCAUUCGGGAGGAGACCCCGACGGUGCGGGAGAUCAGCCUGGAGGUGAGCAACCCCGCGUUCACGUUCCGACCAGGCAACUGGGUAGACUUCUUCAUCGAUGGAUGCCCCAAGGUUGGGGGCUACUCGAUGUGCUCGGUGCCCGCUGAACUGCCUGUCCUCAGGCUCGCCGUGAAGCGGUCGCAGCACCCACCCGCAGCUUGGUGCCAUUCCGAGGCAGCCCAGCCGGGAGCUGACGUCCAGAUCAAAGCUGGCGGCAAGUUCGACUGGGAGGUUUUCCCAGACAGCGCGGGGGUGGGGCACCUGCUGCUGGUCGCCGGCGGCAUUGGCAUCAACCCGUUGUACUCGAUCUUGCAGGCGGCCACCACGACGCCCCGCGAGUCUGCGCCGGAGCUCCAGAGGAAGGGAUAACGCUGCUGUACUCGGCCUCGAGGCCCUCUGAGCUGGCGUUCCGCGGGCACCUGGAGCGGCUCGCCAGACGACCGCAUCAGGCUUGCGCUGCACGCCACGCGCUCCGAGGAGGAGCCGUGGUCUGGGCCCUCGGGGCGCAUCGGUGACGCCCAGCUGGAUGCCGCCUUGGCCGACGCCGCUGUGCCACCAGAGGAGGUCCUCUCGUACGUGUGCGGCCCGCCCAAGAUGACGGACGAGCUCGUCGCGCUGCUGCGCGCCCGCGUGCCGCGCGCCCGCGUGCGCUUCGAGAAGUGGUGGUGAGCUCCAGCCGCAGGAGGGGUGGGGCGCGAGGGCCGCCGGUCGGGUGACCUGCCGCCCGGAGGGGAAGAGCUCGAGGGGCCAACGCCGAGCGCGGGUGAACUUUCAUUGGGCCGAUGUAUGCUUGUUCAGCCCGACUACAGCGCGCCAGUUUUGAGAUACGUCUGAUCAUUCUUGUUCAGCCCGGUUGUUGUAGAGCUGUUCGGUUGUUCCAGAGCGCUACGGCGUUGCUGUCGGCCAGGUGUUGCAUUGGGCACCGCUUUGGCGCGCUGCAAAUCGUGACCAGCCCGCUUUCGCGCUCUGAUUUGCCGCGCAUUGGCGCUCAAGCUGGCUUGCUUUGAAUUCGGUGCCACAUCAUCGUUGCCGUCCCUGUGCGGCUCAAGCCCGUGCAAAACGCGGGGCGAAUUGCUGGCAUCCCUUCCCUGAUUUGUCUCUUUCGCACAAGUCCUGCCCACUGGUGCUCCAAGGUCGGGGUCCGUGGCUAUCAGGUUAUUUUUUCUACUAAUUCAAAGGUCUGCCACACCACGUCCACAGGAGAAGGAAGGGAG
Prorocentrum cordatum is the source of this 1365-nucleotide messenger RNA. The record is from the annotation of a GenBank genome assembly. NCBI's taxonomy places the organism in Eukaryota, Dinophyceae, Prorocentrales, Prorocentraceae.